GGUGAUUUUUUAUGAACGGGAUCGGGUGGAAUCGACUCGACUUGACUUGAACUGACGUUGUGUUGCUAAGAAAAGAAGGUUCCAAAGAGUGAAAUGCUCCGUAGUGUUGGCAAUGAUUGGUCCUGAGCGUGCCAUCAUGUUCACGUCCAUGUCGGGGGUUUGGCUGUUCCUGGGUAGAGAGAGCAUAGAUCAUAGAUCAUAGAUCAUAGAUAGUUACUAAGGAAGGGAAAAACGAGGCGUGCACACUUUACAUUUACACACUUAUUAUUAUUAUUCACUAUUGCACUGAUUACAUUUACGCUUGCACAAUUUCUCUUUUUCAUCUUUCCCCUUCCUCCUUUCCUCUUCUUUUUUAAUUCCUUCACUUCCCCUCAACCUUCCUUCCAUCUCUCUUCACAAUACAACGUGAAGAAAGUAUCGACAACUCUUCCCAAAGGCUUUAAUAACCAGAGACAAGACAACAACAAACAAACGCUCCUUCCUUCGGGAUAUCCACAUUCUUUUUAACAGCAGCUCCCUCCAUACACUCACUCCUCCACAGGUUUUAAUCAGCUUCACUCUUUUUAGUUGAUUUUAACCGUCCAUUCUUUCGAAAGGCCCAGCCCAAAUUCAGUUCUGGAAGAGAUCUCAAAUAAAUCCCAAAUCUUAGGAGAUUCAGCGAAUAUUACUCCAAUCAUUCAUUACCUUGGUAGCCGUCGAUUGUUGCUCUUGUCUUGUUUGGAACUUCUUACUCUUUGUAGCCACAGCCGUAACCAACGUCAAUACCUUCUUCGAUUUUUGCUAUUGUGUGCAUGACAUCGAUACCCGAUUACGACCCAUUAAACGACAACUCGACGCAAUAAUAUUUACCAUACCAGUCAUUCAUUUACAUAAUCAUGGAUUCGAUAUCAAUGCUCAAAACUAGAUCUAUUCUCCACGUCCGUGACGACUCUUCAACUACCACCAUGUCAAACUCAAUGGUUGAUCUUCUGAUUGCCUUGAUGAUCUUGGUAUUCAUUGGACUUUGUUUAACCGGCGCUUUAUACGUUGUGCGCAAGCUGCGACGUAACAGAGCCGUUGCUCGUCAGCAAUUGCCUUUACAUAACGAGGCCCCAAGAUCACACCACCGCCGAUUGACUAUUACGGCUACUCCCUAUGGUGGCCGCGGCUCCACCAUUCAUGUCUAUGACGAAAAAUCGUCCAUGAUGGACUCCGACCGUGCACCACUCUCGCCCGAAGACGUUCCUGAAAUUCGCAUCACCUUCCCCGAUGAGCAUGAUGAAUCUACAGGACACAAGAAAAGCGGUCGUGUGGUUGUUGUUCGUGUCGGAGAAACUGGCGUUGGUCUUGAGCCUUUGAAGGAACAGGAUCAACUGCCUGCUUACGAAAAGGAAACCGGAGGAACUAGAUUUCAAUCCAUCGAUAUGGAUCGCAUCGGUGGCUUGAAGGAGAAGGAGAGCUGGUCAUAAAUUACAUGACUUUGCUUCCUUUUUCUUUCUGUCUGGACCUACCUCUCCCAAAAUCACAUGAACAUACGGAGGAUCCUCAUACAUUCAUCUUGCAUAUAAAAUUCCUUUCCCCCUUCAGCGUCUCAUCAUCACGCAAUGUUGUAAAUGAUGUCGUCUCCUCGAACUCUAUUCAGUUACAUAACAACACCAAACUUUUGUCUCUCGAACCGGCUCAUCGACCAUUGUUUUCCCCAUUACCGCAAUCAACUUUAUGAACGGCGAAGCAAGGUGUUAUCAAGGCAGGGUUUAGGGCAACUGGCGUCGUUCGUACAUGUACCUCGAUACCCUUCUCGUUAGAAUUCGUGGUGGAUCAAUUUCUUUUUGUAGGUUGGAACAGGAAAGAAAAAAAGGAAAGAUUCACACCACCUACCUCCCCUGCCUACUUUUCGAGGUAAGGGAGUGGAGCAUAAAGAAACCUCUUUCUCGAACAAACUAAAAAGAUCAAGAUCAAGAUAAUUGUACUUAAUGUAUUCUACGUAAUUUUCUUCAAAUUAUGAGAGCACCUGUUCAUUCAAAUGGCUUUUGUUCUUUAUUUUUCCUUUCGAUUUUCCUUUACUUCUUUUUUCCUUUUCACACUUUUCUUUUUUCAUUUUGUCUGCCUACUUACUUCUUGGGAGUGAAGAGAAGGCAGGUUUACAAACUUACGGAUAUAUGUGGAAAUAAGACCACACACACACACAGAGAGAGAGAGAAAUUACCUACUAAAGGACUUACCUUUUUACAGUUUAUGAUGAGAUUAAUGAAUGAUCUUAAUGUUUUUA
Molecule: messenger RNA, 2248 nt
Organism: Botrytis cinerea B05.10
Lineage: Eukaryota; Fungi; Ascomycota; Leotiomycetes; Helotiales; Sclerotiniaceae
Exons: 2
Coding region: 876-1448 (190 amino acids)
Source: RefSeq, a predicted model, not a curated record